UAUCGAAUAUCAAAUCGUCAGGAUAUCCUGGCUAUUGCACAUGCAUACGGGUUGACGCGAGCCCUCUGCCAAGUAAAUCUGGUGCUUGGGAUACACUGCCGUUACUGUAGUCGUAGAGUCUUGUUUGGGUCGUUGCAUUUGACAACUAGAUUUGACUGGAAUUGUGGCGUACGAUUUGUAUUGCUAUUUGUUCACCUACAAAUGUUUUCCGAUGAAGAGUCUGUAUCGAGUUGUUUCAGCCACUCAGACAGCGCAGACGAGCCACUCAGUGACAACGACUAUGCAUACGGUGAAGGAAAAUUAAAAGACACACUAUCGCCCCUACAUUUAUCUGACGAAGAACCACCACCUAAACGAGCGAAGUUUUUAGAAACUAAUGGAAUUUCAGUUCCAACCCUAUUAAGCCUGUCAGUGCAGUGCAUCGCCGCUCAUCUUCCCUUUGAAGUCGUCGAACGUUUUCAUUACUGGGUGAAGCCGGUGCCUUCAAGCUUGCAGCUGGCCAUCAUGAAGAACGCAUUUCCUCGCGACGAAACGUGCGUCUACACGUCUGUCUUCCUGUCGCACAGGGAAAGCUCGUUCGAACGGUGUUGUGAAGAGGUCGAGAGCCAAGCUAACGACGACAGCCUCGUGGUCAGGGACGCCAUUCAGACUGGAUUUACAGUAACGGCGUCGAUAUUUCAUCGACGGGUAGUUAAGCGGGAGAAACUUAAGAAGGCGUUAGUUGUUCUUCAUUUUGACCGCCAGCGCAUUAUCUUGGCCACGUGCUCUGUUCAUCGUCGACGUCGUCUGUGGUGCUGUCACGUUGUGCGGAUCGUCUUUGCGAGGAUGCGGCGUCCGUGGAUGUUUCGGUAUCGAUUGCCGAUGUCUUAUUGCCUCGAGCAGCUCGAUUUGCCACAGCACAAGCAGCUGAUACACAGGAUGCUGUCGGACCAACCGCUUGAGUUUCUGUCUAAAGCUCAGAAGAUUCUCGACAAUCUCGUUGAGGAAGACAGACCGUUUCUAUCGUCUAACACUAUUCCGGACUCUACUGCCGGUGCGGGUAUUACGGAGGAAGGAGUGUGGCAUGUCGAUGAGACGUCGCUUAGAAGGGUCGUGAAAGAUUACGCAGGACUCCGUGGACUGUCGGUUAUCGGUCGAAUGUGCGCUCUCCACGACAUCAGGUUGAUAUCACCUUCUUUGAGUGAGUGGGGUGGAAAGCUGGCGUCACUGCCAGACAAGGGACGAGCUAUAGAGCACGAUGAGAUUGGAGAAACGUGCUGGAGCUGGAUGUCCGAAGUGGACAUACAUUUUCAGAUGGUUCGUCGAUUGCUGAGAAAAGGAGAGGAGCUAGCUGUCAGAGUUCUCUCUGUGUUCACGCAACAGUGGUUGUAUAUGCUCGAAUCGAUGGUGACGAAGCAGACGGACGGUGUGACAGUUGUCAACAGCAACUACGCACGCAACAUAUCGCUGUUUACCUGCACACUUCAGACAUGCUUUGCGUGUCGCCUGAUAUCCUACUGGCGCCUGGCAGCCAUGAAUCCUCACUACAGUACGGACAUCAUCAACAGGAUGAGGAAGAAGCACAAACAUUGGGCAUCCCGACUCGACCGCAUUGUGGCUGCUGGCACACAAGACUGUCGUUCACAGGGAUCCGUUUGCAUACAAAAACGAGCUCAAGUUCACGUCAUUCGCAGCUUUGAAGGCUGGAACGGAUUUCGACACAUUUACGCGUGGACCUCGACUACAACAAAAGGUGGUAUUGAUGACAUCAUUAAGUCGGGUUCCUCAUCCAAGUUUUGGUGUCAAAUUUCUAACACUGAUGAUACGGAUGCGGGGAAAAAGCUGGCGACAGUGGCUUGCAUUGUGCGCGGCUUCAAGUUUUAUGGCUAUGCUGAGCAAUCGCUGGACCUGGCACUGCAGGCUUUUCAGUCUGUGUUUUCUCUCAAUUUGGUGCAUCCUGGUACCAAGCGUAGAUCAAAGCGAGUUAAACGGAGAAACGCGUUGGCUGAUAUUACGGAUCAAAUGUGGGGGAUGUCGAGCAUUUCUCUCAGCUGGUCGCUUGGAGUCAUUUUGGAAGAGAUGUGUAUGCAGGAUGAUGCGUGGAAGAGGUUUCCCGAUGUGAGCAAUGUGAUUGCUUUGAGGUCGUUGGAUCAGCCUGCAGCCACAAGUCAAGGGACGAUUGUCUUUCCGCUGCCUCUCUAUCUCUGUGUGUAUUUCUGCACGGUGUGCGAUGAACAUGUGGAUCAUUUCUAUGCCUCGGCAACGGCGGUGUCCAGUGCGAACGAAAUUAUCGACUGCAUUCUCCAUCAAUCCGAAGACAUCGCCGGUCUCGUCAAGCAUCUCUGCGAAGCCGGUCACUUUCUCUCAACGAGCAUUCCAUCCAAAAACUUCAAUUUUGCUCGCUACAGUCGCAUGCUCCUGCAAGCCUCCCUACACGAUCUCACCACCAGCCCUUCACUACAAAACAUGCUGACAACCGGAAUCACCCAACAAGCCACAGCCGUUGCCACACACAUCAGUGGGCAAGGAUCCGACAACGAGUUCUAUUACGUUGUGACACAAUUCGGCUCUCUACUCUACGAGCUGUUGAAUCAUUGCAAAGAGAACGAGGCAUUCGCUGCAUCGAUAAUAAGACAAGCAUUGGAACCGAUCAAAAAUUGCAUCUGCGAACACACAGAAAAUUUCAAUUCCAUCUUGGUGGCAUCGACUGUUGCAGCUUCUCUUGGAGAUCAAACUGUGUUGUACAGGAGGCUGGUCGACUUUUUGAUGGACGUUAUGGAUGUUGCUAGUUUGGCUUGUGGAUUUGCUGGGCAAUGUAAGCGUUGGCUGAAGAGUCGAUGGGAACACUUGAACUUGGGCUUGACUCGGUUUGAUGACGCAUUGAGGACAUCGAGGCUGGUGUAUGAUGUGCACAGCACUCUCAAGUAUGGAGUAUUAUUGCAUAUCAAGUUGCUCUCUCUGACUAAAACGUUGGAAUAUGUACGACACCAACAGCUGAGUAUAAUGCCCAAGCUGUUGAGGUCGAUUGGAACUGGAGCAGUAGUCAAGAUGUUGUGGUCUGCUGGAUGGGAGGAAUGCCUUUCACCGUUAGAGUUGUUGUAUCACGUCGUGCUUCUCGACGACUUUGUUUCAUCUUGCCAGAAGCCAUUGUUUGUACCAUUCUCUCAGUCAAUGGCUCAAGCUCUCUGUUCACUGUUGACUGAAGCUGCCUGUGCGAUAAUGUGCCCGGUUGUCAAUCAACUAUUUUUCGAUGUCAUCGAGAAACUAGGUUAUGGCAUUAAGCAUAGACUUGUGAAAGCCAAUGCUUCACUUUGCGAACGCCGUGUACCUGAAGUGCCAUACUAUUAUCUAUUCCACAUGGCAAGGUCACAAUAUGCGACACUGCAGGAGUGUCUAGGCUUGGCGGUGGCUGCGUAUCAACGGUUGUGGGCUUAUUGUCUUGCUGGUUGCAAUCUUACAGAUCUGCUGUCAGACCAACGUCUGGACUCUUCUCUAUUGUCAGAUAUUCACAACCUUGCUUCCCUUUCCUUUUCGUGUGGAAAACUAGUUCAGUCUGCAAAGUCUAUUGUUGAUCCUGUUUUGCAACUCGUGAUGGAUGCUUGGGUUGACCCAUUCAUUACAUUCAAUGUUCUGGCUGAGAUUGCUCGAGUUCAUGAUCUCCCUGACCAAUAUCUUGCCGACAAUUGUAGUAUUACUUCUCCGGGAUGUUGGAAUGAACCCGUCGACUGUCUACAGAGUCUAAUGAAGGAAAUUCCUCAAUGUUCGGAAGUUUUGGAAAGAUGCAAGAGAGAGUUUAUUUCCCUACUAACCGGCGAUCGGUCGGUGCACAACCUAAUGGCUUCAGACGAUAUAAACAAAGAAAUAUUCCGGGAGCAGCCCAUGCCAAGUGAUAUGAUAUGUCUCGACAUCAUCCUCCAGAUUUCUACCGAUCCAGACUUUUCAAUUCCCAACAUAUUGGAACUGUGCAAGAAGGCCUGGCUUGAGCACGGUAGCGACUUAGUGGAUGAAUACAAAAAGAGAAAGGAACAUCCUGAUUAUAAUGAGAUCACAAGAUUAAAGAGGGAUGCGAGACACUUUUAUUACCGGAGGAUAUUGCAAGUCGAUUUUCUUCAAUCGUGGCAGCUGCCCGUUGCUGACGUCCUUUCCUCUCAAGAUUCUCAUCAUUGACAAGGGUGUAGUGCUUAGCUAGAAUUAUGUUUGAAGACAGGUUUUCUUACGUGUAGAGUGGUAGGAACAGAUACUUUUUGUAGCAGUAAAAACCUUACGAAUUGAAGGCAUUCUGUAUUUUGACUACAUCAUGGUGUCUACAUUGCAUCAUUGAUAUAUAUCCAACCAUAUAAAUAUAGAUAAAAAUAUGAUUA
Molecule: messenger RNA, 4340 nt
Organism: Corticium candelabrum
Lineage: Eukaryota; Metazoa; Porifera; Homoscleromorpha; Homosclerophorida; Plakinidae
Exons: 12
Coding region: 202-4146 (1314 amino acids)
Cellular component (GO): Cul2-RING ubiquitin ligase complex
Source: RefSeq, a predicted model, not a curated record